Trematomus bernacchii (emerald rockcod) is the source of this 2277-nucleotide messenger RNA. Its product is annotated as 5'(3')-deoxyribonucleotidase, mitochondrial-like. Gene Ontology annotation, molecular function: 5'-nucleotidase activity. Gene Ontology annotation, biological process: pyrimidine deoxyribonucleotide catabolic process. The record is from RefSeq and is a predicted model, not a curated record. The coding region runs from base 354 to 1025 and encodes 223 amino acids. The transcript is spliced from 5 exons. Lineage: Eukaryota; Metazoa; Chordata; Actinopteri; Perciformes; Nototheniidae.
UGAUGCUCUGUUUGUACAGAUUGUUCUCUUCCUGUCUUCCUCCCAAUCCAUCUUCCUUGUUUCUGCACAGGUAGCACCAGCAUCUACAUGUCUGACAUUCUGUGGGUGUUUUUAGAAAGGUUAUUAUGAGUCGCUGCUGGGCUGUAAAUACACAAACAAACAGCUCCCAUUACACUGUGUGUGGCACUAAAUAUAUUUGACCUGCUGCCUGCUGUGUUAGCUGGCUAGAAACGAGACGCCCAGAAUGAUCAGAGAUAAAUUGCACGUAACAUACAAUCGUCAAAAGACAGAUAACAACACAACCACGUGGUGAACACUUGUGUAACUUAUUCCACGUAUUUCUCCUCGUUGACAUGAUACUACUUUCUACCACCCGCCUACUCGGAAGAGGAAAAACGUUACUCCGUGAUCCGGUUAGGAGGAUUUCCGUCAACAUGUCCUCCGGUAAGAGGCUCCGGGUUCUGGUGGACAUGGACGGGGUUCUGGCCGACUUUGAAGGCGGGUUUCUGAAGAAAUACCGGGCCAAAUACCCGGAGGAUCCUUUCAUCAGCCUGCAGGACAGGAGAGGCUUCUGGGUGUCCACACAGUACGGCCAGCUGCGGAGUGAUCUGUGUGAGAAAGCCAUCAGUAUCUGGGAGUCCAAGGAUUUCUUCAUGGAGCUGGAGCCGCUGCCGGGGGGGCUGGAGGCGGUCCGGGAGAUGGCCCAGAUGGAGAACACAGAUGUCUUUAUUUGCACCAGCCCUAUAAACCACAUCCAACACUGUCCCUAUGAGAAGUAUGCCUGGGUGGAGCAGCACUUAGGUCAGGGCUUUCUGGAGCAGGUCAUUCUGACACGAGACAAGACGGUUAUCAGCGGAGACAUCCUGAUUGACGACAAGCCCGAUAUCCUAGGUGUGGAUCCAGAUCCCACGUGGGAGCACAUCCUGUUCACCGCCUGCCACAACAAGCACCUCAGCCCCCCCCAGAAGAGACUCCUCUCAUGGGCCGACGAUUGGAGGGCCAUCCUGAACAGCAGGAGGCAGUGAGGAACUCCAUUACCCAGAAUCCCCAGCGGUUUACUUCCUCGUUACAGUGACAGAUCUGGGGACCAAAUCGUCGUUGGGGCUCAAGGGAACGCUGUCUUGCUGAAGUAACUAACAAAAAAUAAGGGUGAAAGAGCCAAAUGAAAAUAAUACACAUGUGAGGAACUACAUUACCCAGAAUCCCCAGCAGUUUACUUCCUUGUUAUAGUGACAGAUCUGGGGACGAAAUCAUCGCUGAGGUUCGAGGGAACGCUGUGUCACAGAAUUAACUCUGAAAAAAUAAGGUUAAAUGAACAUUAAUACACAUGUUGGAUGUUUUACAAACAGUUAGGAACUCCAUUACCCAGAAUCCCCAGCGAUUGACUUCCUGUUUAGUGACACAUUUGGGGACGAAAUCAUCGCUGAGCCUUGAGGGAACGCUGUUUUGCUGAAGUAACAAAAAAUAAUAAUAAGGGUGAAAAAGCCAAAUCAACAUUAAUACACAUGUUGGAUGUUUUAGACACACUGAGGAACUCCAUUACCCAGAAUCCCCAGCGAUUGACUUCCUCUUAGUGACAGAUCUGGGGACGAAAUCAUCGCUGAGGCUCGAGGGAACGCUGUGUCACAGAAUUAACUCUGAAAAAAUAAGGUCAAAUGAACAUUAAUACACAUGUUGGAUGUUUUACACACCUGUUGCAUCAGAGGGCAUUUCAUCGUUUGACCACCAGGGGGCACUCUGAGACUGUGUGUGUGAGGAAACUGUGACAAAAACACAUUUUAUAAAGGAUACAGUAAGUCUAACAGGGCAGCUUGAACUCACUGUGAGCUGCGUGUUGUUCACAGCUUUUAGUCGUUUUACAUUAAAAUCAAACGCUUUUUAAUUUGAUGCUGUUUAUCUGCGGUCUUCUUUACAAAUGGCUUAUCAAUAGUGUGUGUUAUUAAUGAGUCAGGGGCACAGGACACUCCACUACACACUGACAUACACACAACAUAUUGAGCGUGUGCAAUACAAAAAGAUACUGUAAAGUAAACACAGAAACUUGUGUACUGCAAUGUGUCACCGAGUACCACAACUGUCGUGUAAAUGCAAAUAUAUGUACACAGAUUUGUGAAACACAUACAUGGUGUUUUUAUUUGUUAUGUAUGUUCUCUGUUCUCUGUUCACCAUCAUCUAUGCAUCUUGAAUGAAACAAAUGAGAAAAGUAUUUGCAUGUUGCCAAAACCAUCACAAAUGUUGGAUGUAUUGCAAAAUAAAAAACGGAGUAUGUUUGAAAUA